AUGGCACCUGCCAUGGCUCGUUCCACUUCAUCACUCAUGUCGGACGUUCAUGGAACUACACACGGCAAGAAACAUUGGAAGAAUAAACCGCUUUUUCGCCGCGGGGGUGACAAGCGGUUCCGCAAUGGUCAAGAGGCUGCUGAUAUGCUGAUGGACGAAGUUAUUCGUCGUGAUCCCAACCAGAACGAGUAUGUGCAGGCUGUGCAGAAUUUUGUCAAUUCCGUCGUGCCCGUUUUUGAUCGAUAUCCAAAGUACGCAUGGGUAAUGAAAACAUUGAUGGAGCCCGAGCGUGUGAUCCAAUUUCGUGUCCCAUGGAUUGAUGACGAAGGUAGCAGUCGUGUGACCCGCGGCUUUCGUGUGCAAUUCUCGAGCGCUCUUGGUCCGUAUAUGGGUGGCCUACGGUUCCAUCCAGACACAACUCAUGGCACUGCCAAGUUUUUAGGCUUUGAAACUAUUUUUCGUAACGCAUUAGCGGGUCCAUACGGCGGUGCACACGGUGGUUCAGAUUUUAAUCCAAUGGACAAGAGCGAGUCAGAGAUCAUGCGCUUUUGCCAGAGCUAUAUGACAGAACUGGCUAACUACAUUGGUCCUCAUACAGAUGUUCCCACUUCUGGUGUUGGUGUUGGCCCACAGGAGAUUGGAUAUAUGUUUGGACAAUACAAGCGACUGCGUCAACUACACCCUGGAGGGACAGAAGGAAUUUUAAGCGGAGGUGCCUACCACUAUACUCAAGUUACGGGUUAUGGCGUUGCACACUUUGCUAAUCGCAUUCUUAAGUCUCGUGGAGAAUCAUUCAAGGGCAAACGUUGUCUGAUCUCGGGAAGUGGCACGGUGGCUCUAAACGUGGCACACAAGUUGUUAGAUUUGGGUGCUAUUCCGAUUGGUAUGAGUGACAACUUUGGCUAUGUAGUUGAGGAACAAGGCUUUUCACGCAAGGGUUUGGAAGAACUCAAACGUAUUAAAAAGGAGCGCAAUGCACGUCUAGGUGCUUACAUCAUGUCAUCCACUACUGCCAACUAUUAUCCGAGUGAAGAAGGUCGUCUUUGGGAGACUCCUUGCGAUUAUGCCUUCCCAUGCGCGAUACAAAACGACGUGGAUGCUGAGGCCGUGCGUUUGCUUGUCAAGAAUGGCUGCAAGGGUAUCUUUGAGGGUGCCAACUUUCCCUGCACGGACGAAGCCAUCAACAUUAUCAAGCAGCACGGUCUUGCCUUCGGUCCGAACAAAGCGGCGAAUGGAGGUUCUUUUGCGCUGAUUAACAAGAACAUUGGUUCAUCAACGCAGCUGUCCGACAGCGAGCUGGACAAGAUUGUGGAAGAGUACAUGCACAAUCUUCACGAUCGCGUAGCAGCUACUGCGGAGGAGUUCAAUGCGGCGGGCGACCUUCACGUUGGAUCCAACAUAACGGCGUUUAUGAGCGUAGCGGCUGCAAUGUUCCGUCAAGGCGUAGUGUAA
This is a messenger RNA of Plasmopara halstedii, 1452 nucleotides long. Its product is annotated as glutamate dehydrogenase. The record is from RefSeq and is a predicted model, not a curated record. Gene Ontology annotation, molecular function: L-glutamate dehydrogenase (NADP+) activity. The coding region runs from base 1 to 1452 and encodes 483 amino acids. Gene Ontology annotation, cellular component: cytosol. The transcript has 3 exons. Lineage: Eukaryota; Oomycota; Peronosporomycetes; Peronosporales; Peronosporaceae.